Magallana angulata is the source of this 1635-nucleotide messenger RNA. Its product is annotated as L-rhamnose-binding lectin CSL1-like. The coding region runs from base 169 to 810 and encodes 213 amino acids. NCBI's taxonomy places the organism in Eukaryota, Metazoa, Mollusca, Bivalvia, Ostreida, Ostreidae. The transcript is spliced from 5 exons. Gene Ontology annotation, molecular function: carbohydrate binding. The record is from RefSeq and is a predicted model, not a curated record.
UUCUCAUUAGAUUUUCAGAAAACGGUCUUGUCGGGUAUAGAACAGGGCAUAUUGAGUUUGCUCAUAAAAUCAUUGUUAGCAUAUAGUCCCUUUAACUAUUGAGAUACUGAUGGUAUAUAUUUAAGAUCUCUCGAUUAUUGUGAUUUAGAGCAAGACUUAUUGAAGGGAAUGGGAUCGGAGAAACUUCUGGGCAGCCUUUUAUUGAUUUCUCUGGCAGUACUUUGUGAAGGAUAUAUAACAAUACCACACAGCUGUCCACCAGGGAAGCAUGUCUUCACUAACUGCACCGACCCCUGUGCAUUUAAUGGAUCCAUCACUCUAUGCGAGUCUAAACCAGACAGCCAGUGUAUUCCCGACUAUUGCGGCGCAUGCGUGACUCGUUUCUAUGACGAUGCGGGAAAAGAAAUUCGCUGCGAACUAGAAUCCGGCAUUAUCUGCGAACAGAAAACGCACACCAUCAGCUGCUCGAGCGGACUCGGAAUACGCAUGACGGAAGCCAACUUUGGACGGACAUCCAAGGAGAAGUGUCGCCACCCCUACAACCUAGAGCGUCUCCAUAACGCCACGGACUGUAAGUCCCCCCACUCCCUGGGGGUCAUGCAGAAGCUGUGUGACGGGCGACAGAGCUGUACCGUCACCGUGGAGAACGAGAUGUUUGGCGCGGACCCCUGCCACGGAAUCUACAAAUACUUGGAGUUUGACUUCAAAUGCGUCUCUGCCAAGGAAGUCAAUUCCAGCCAAAGAAAUGAAGGGGGUCUCCUAUUUAUGACUGUUUUACUUUUGACGUGGAAAGCCUUUGGAAUAUCUUAAUCGGGAGCGUUUUUUCAACUUGAACACAACAAACUAUAUACAUAACAUAUAUGUCAUAUCAAUGCCUUUAUAUCUUUUUGAGGUAUACCUGAACAACAAUAUUUUAUCAUGUUUUUAUGCAGAUGAUUCGAUGAUUAACGGAAGAUUUAAAAGGUUUUACAUUGAUAUUUGUAUGCAUCAUGUACAUUUACAGUAUAUAAAUUUUUGUCAUCUUGACGAUGAAUGAAAUUUUUUUUAAAUCCUGAUUUAUAUCAGAGUUAAAAACUAUUUUGAGUACGGACCAUCUAAAUUGAAAUGAUCUUUACUAUAUAGAGAAAUCUUUUGCAAUAAGGUUUGGAAAGGAAUUUAUAUAUGCAUGUAAUUUAUAAUUUUCUCUUCGUUUCGGCAAAUUAUAAUAAUGCAGAUAUGAUAAAAUCCAAUAUCAUGUUUUUAGCCCAUUGUAUUUACUAACUGAGUUUGAGCUGUAUUAUUCAUACGUCAACGUGUCUGAAAUCAUACACUUGAAACAUUACAAUCAAAUCAUUAUUUUGUCUGUUGUGACCCUAAAAGAAGAGAAGAGUUAUGUUCGCCAAUAUGCAUUAUUUUGGUACGUAGUAUGCUGGUAUUAGUUCGUGUUCAGACCAUGAUUAUGGUUGAUAUCUAGAUUAUCUUGCCUUGAAGCAAGUUACAACUUCUGUGAAAUGUUGUGUGCCUGUUUACUUUGGUCCUUGAGGGGUCAACUGCAGUGUAGAACAAGUGUUUGUUUUCAGAUAGAAAGAAGAUUUGUGCUUUAUAGUCUUUACCAUUGUUUGUGAUUAUUUCACUGAAUAAACACAUCUCAAGAGC